This is a messenger RNA of Centropristis striata (black sea bass), 5022 nucleotides long. Its product is annotated as zinc finger protein 654-like. Gene Ontology annotation, biological process: regulation of transcription by RNA polymerase II. Bases 1 to 4311 code for a protein of 1436 amino acids. Gene Ontology annotation, cellular component: nucleus. Lineage: Eukaryota; Metazoa; Chordata; Actinopteri; Perciformes; Serranidae. Gene Ontology annotation, molecular function: DNA-binding transcription factor activity, RNA polymerase II-specific; DNA binding. The record is from RefSeq and is a predicted model, not a curated record. The transcript has 12 exons.
AUGGCGGACAGUGAGAGUGAUGUAGAAACAGACGGGCUGGACGCGGCUCUGGACGCUCUGAGGGCUCAACGCUGCAGCGGAGAGUCUCCUCCCAACAGUAAACUCUACUGCUCCGGCUUCUGUCGGUUGGUAGAGGAGUACACGGGCCAAUGGCAGGUCCCUCUCCCCCAGCUGAAGGUGCUGAGGACGGCGCUCUGCAGCUUCACCAAAGCUACCGCCGUCUUCCCCGAAGACUGUCAGCACAUCCACUACGUCCUCAGCAGCAUGGCCCUGAGUUUCUUUGAACUGAUGCUGUUUUUCAGCAAAGAAGAAUUUGUGGAGGAACCAUUAAAAGACAUCCUCGAUUCAUUUCAGGAGUGCCACUCUCAGCUCCUGAGACACAGGAACAUCUACCUGCAGCAUGUGAGGCUGAUCAUUAAAGCAGGAGGUCCGUGGGAGAACCCGGUGCUGAAAGGAGUCCUGCAGGAGGCAGACCUGUCCCCGAAGGAGGUUGAGGACUACCUGAGCUCGGAGCUGCCCGUCUUCUUUGAGCUGCGGAUCCGUUACCUGCAGGCCUGUGAGCGGAUGCAGGAGGCCAUGGCUCUGGCUAAGAGCUGCCUGGAGAACCGCGAGGCUGGGAGACACCUGUACUUCCACCAGGCCUACCUCACCUGCCUCUACAAGGCCUCGCUGCACGAACACCUUCACAAGGAGAUGGCGGAGAUCGAUGGCCGUGAUGCCGUGGAGAUCAUCUGUAACACAGAGAGUGUUGAGAAAGACGAGCUGCUGCUGUCGCUGUGUAAAGCUUUCCUCACACAACAGCUACACAACGGGGACAUGUACUACAUCUGGGACCUGGUGUUCAUCUGGAGCCGGCUGCACCUCCGGGCUCAUCCCUCCAGGAACGGCUUCCUGUCCGAGUGUUUACAGCUCGCCUCUUCUGCCACCAACGUCAGAGCCAUCUUCCCCUUCAUCAAGCUGGUCACCACAGAGCUGGGGGUGGAAGGCGUCCAGGUCUGUGUGGAGCUCUGCUCCAGGGCCUUACAGCUCAGUGACCUGCAGGCCGACAGUGUGACCAGGUCCCUGGUGUGUAAGACCAUCGCCUUCCUGCUACCUCAUGACCUGGAGAUCUGCCGGGCCUGCUCCCUGCUGGUCUUCUGCCAGGAACGGAGCCUGGAGGCGUACCGGACCGUCUGCCUGCUCUACAUGCACCCCGACCAGGAGCCGCACCCACACAACAGCCCUGUGAGGACCAACGUCCGCUUCCACAUCCUGCAGAUGCUGAAGGAGCGUCUGUGUUUCGACCCGGAGUUCUGGAACCUUCUGACCAUCAGGACUCACUGUUUGGAGCUGAUGAGUGACAAGGUGAUGAAGGCUGCUGUCCUCAGUGAGAUGGAGGAAGAGGAGGAGCUGUUGAUCAGCAAGUGUGUCAACGACUCGUGCACGCAAGGAUUUACCUACUGCCGGUGUUCUGAAACCGCGUUCAUGACCCGGGACCUCCCCGAGGAGACGCCGCCGGCCGCCGUGGAGACGGAAACGGUGCUCGGCCCGUCCAACAACGACGUCCUGAAGAGGAGGAGGUGGAGGAAGAGCCUGAGGAGGAGGAACCAAUCGGUGUCCGACGAAGAGGCCGACCUCGGGGACGACGAUCCAGAGUUCAAGUACAAUCUGAAAACCGCCUCGUUGGGCAACAAGCCCGUUUACUCACUACGACGGAACCACACGAACAAAGAGAACUCUGCUUCUGUAAAAGCCCCGCUGAACCGCAAGAGAGAGUACCUGUCCAGGUGUGUGAAGAGCCAGAUCUUAAAAAGGAAAGGCAGGAAGAAGAGGUGGCUGCAGGGUCUCCCCAGGCUGGAGCCGCUGCAGACGGACCAGGAGAAGAAGAAGAAGGCCGGAGUUAAAGACAUGAAGGUGAAAGUCAACGGGAAGAAACGAGGACGGAAGCCGUUCUCCAAGCUGGAGCUCUCCUUCCCCGACAACGAAGUGUCCGUCACACAGGAGGAGGAGUCUGGUUUUUCUGGUUUUGAGGACGUUAGCGAGCCAGAAGAGAAGGAGCCCGACAUGCCUCACCUGGAGAACGAGCUGGAGCAGACACGGGACCAGACGGAGAACCGGUUCGAGCAGAUGGAUCAUCUGGAGAAGGAGAGUGAGCUGGAGAAACACCCUGACUUGGUCUCUAGUGGCGGUUUGGAGAAGGAACCUGAAGCAGAAACAUUAAGUCCUCCAGCUGCUGUGGAAGCUGAUCCAGAGCUGGAUGGUCAGCCGUUAGAGUUACUGGACUGUCCAGUAGAAGUCUUUCACUCUUACUCCCUUAAAUCCAAAACGCCGGACUCGGAGAAACCAGAACCUGCAGAGUCCUGGUCAGUAGAUGAAGAGGUGAACGGAGACACGGAGCUGGAUCUGCAGCCAGCAGAGAGAUCAGAAGAGUCCAGCACUGAGGUGAAGGCCAAGCGGUCGUGGAGGGACCGCGUCCUCAGAACUCAACAAUACGCCCACCUGAGGCACCACUGCAGCUUCUGCCGUAAAGACUAUAAAGGCCUGAAUGUAAUGAGGCACGCUCUGUCGCAUCUCAAGAGCAGGAAGCUGAGAUGUAUCCUGUGUGGAAAACGCUUUAAACAGCUGCCCUUCGCCAAAAAACACGUCCUGGACCACAUCGAUGAAAUGUGCAAGCAGAAAGCUCCUGAAGCGGAGCCGAGCCCUCCGGACCCUCCGGCUGCUAACGGGAUCAUCGUUAAAGUAGAAGAUCAGGGUCAGAGUCAGCCUCAGGGGGAAAAUCAGACCCCCGUUCCCUGUGAGAAGCCUCCAGAACAGAAACCUGCAGGAAAAACUAAAGUGUCGAGCCUGAAGAGGGAAGACCGCAUCAUCAGGAACCUGAGGACCCUCAUCAAGAAGACCUCGGUGCUCCACAAGAAGUGCAAGAACCCCGACGCCAACAUCUUCAAACAGGUGGACUUUAAGGACGAGCAGGUGGUGAUUAAAGACGGACUGGUGAUCGUCAAGGAUCCGUCGGUGGUGGAGAAGGAGGCUGAAGGAGAGCAGGAGGAGGAGGAGGAGAAACCAGCAGGAGAGAACGGUUACGGAGUAGAUAUCACGUAUCAUCUGUGUCCCUCAGAGUCCUGUGAUCGAGUCUUCUUGAGGAUCAGCACCACGCUCACCAAACACGCCAUCAAAUGCCACAUCAACGAGGAGAAGGUGCUGGAGAAGACGUUUGUCUGGGCCAAACACAAGUGCACCUUGUGUCUCAGGCAGAUCCAGUUCCUGCAGCAUUAUAAGGACCACAUGAAGCUCCACGACACGUCUCUGCAGCACUUCUGCUACCAUCUGGAGUGUCGGCAGCGUUUCUCCACUCAGCAGGAGCUAAAGGACCACGUUGGGACCCACAAGCCCUUCAGACCUCAGUGUCCCUUCACAGAGUGUGAGAAGCUCUUCCCGAGUCUCCAGAGUCUCUACGACCACGAGUGGAGGCACUACAUCCCUGCUCCUCAGAGAGAGGAGCUGGAGUCAGGACUCAGCAGGCAGAUGCCUCAGAACCCUGAAGCUCCGUGGAAGCAGAGGGUGAAGGUGGAGGAGAUCUGGCUGCAGAGUAAAAAGGGGCCCAGGGAGAGUCCAGACCUGGAUCAGGAUCCUGGAGAUCUAAGAGAGAUGAAACCUGAAGACCAGCCUUGUGAAACGAGUCUCCCAGACAGAAAUCAAGACCUGUUUAAACCUGAAACCUGCCCCGAGGAGACAGACACUCCUCAGCCUUCAGACCAAGGCAAAACCGCCAUCAACGGACACGAGAACCAGACCAGGAACCAAGAACCAGACGGGAAGACCUCCUCGUCUCCUCCUGGAGCUGCUGCAGCUCCUCGGAAAGGAAAAGCCUCCAGAAGGAGGAUCCCCGUGGAGUACGACCCGCUGAACGUCCGAGACCUGGAGGAGAUGUCCACCAUGUCCGAGGGGGUCCAGCAGAAACUGGGAGAGCCUCACAUCACCGAGCACAAGACCUUCAAACCUGAAGACCCCUCCUACGCCACCUUCGUCAAAGCCCCCUUCAUCCGGCCGCCCCCCUCCACCUACCUGGACGAGGCCCGGCUCUCCAUGCGGAAGAGGAGGACCACGGAGGAGGUGGCGCCCAAGAAGAACGCCUACUGGAGCAACAAGAAGAAGAAGGACCCGGCGGUCCCCGAGAAGCUCCAGACGGUGGAGAAGGAGGCGUCGGAGCAGAAGGUCAGACAGAGAUGUGAUAAAUGUCUCUCCUCCUUCAGCAGCGUGGAGGAGCUACACAAACACCAGCAGCUCAACACCUGCUCCUCACUCUUCGGCUUCGACUCUGAUGACGAGACAUGAGGAAAGAAGACCCCCCGGCCCCCCAUAAGGAGCAGGAGGAGGAGUGGAGCUCCAGUCUGGACCAGGAGAACCCAGAACCCCCCACACAUUAGAGAGGAGCAGGGGGAACUCCUCCAGUCAGGAGGCUGGACCGUCUCCUGUCCCUGUGGAGACCUCAGACCUCUAACUGAUGAAGAGGACUCCUGAGGACCAGAACCAGCCUGGACCUUUACCACCUGACUCUGAUGAAGACUGCAGACCUGAGAGAGUCUCGGCUCUAAAUAAACCUUUUGGAAAAUGAAGUUCCUGUUCCCGUUUAGCUGCUCUGAGAUCUGAGAAACACGAGAUCUCACACAUAAUAAAAGCUUUCAGUCGUCCCUGGAUUAUUGAUUUAUCACGUCAGUUUGUAUGAAAUAUUGUGGAGAACCACGUUAGAACCAAGAGCUCAAAGCUGUUUAGCACAUUUGUUUAAUUCUUGUAGUCUUCCAUAUGAAUCAUGAGCCACUCAGAGUGGAUGUAUACAACGUUUGGAUAGAAAUAACAAUAACGAUGGAUAUGUGCUGGUCUUUCAGAUCUCUAUAUUAAUAUUUAUUUUAAUUCUAAACCAAUCCUCCGGACCCUGAUCACAUCCAGCACGUUUUCUAAGAGGUUUCAGCAUUAAUGUGUGUGAACUGCUGUCUGUACACUGUAAAAAAUGAGUGUUUAAAAACCAGAUCAAACAGUAAAUCUGAG